CCACGCUGUUGUUCCUUGAAUAUCCGCUUUGUUCUAAUUAUAGCGGCAAAACCCCUUCUCUACACCCAAACCUAUAGAUACAGACCAUAGAUCAUAUAUUUUAUAAGAUUAGAAAAAUAUAUCUCUUGAAUUAUCAAUGGCGGCUUCUGGCUCAUUUCUCACUUCUUUGCAGGUUGUUGUAUUGUAUUGAAGGAGGGGAUGGAAGAGCCAGGGCAGCUGAAAAGGACUUUGAUUGAUUUGACAGCUGGUGCAAUUUCUGGUGCUGUUUCGAGAACUAUCACAUCGCCACUUGACGUAAUUAAGAUCAGAUUUCAGGUUCAAUUGGAACCCACAACACAUUGGACUUUGCUUCAGCGAAAUGCAUAUGGUCCAUCAAAAUAUACUGGUAUGCUGCAAGCAACCAAGGACAUCUUUAGAGAGGAAGGCUUACCGGGCUUUUGGCGUGGUAAUGUACCAGCCUUGCUUAUGGUUAUGCCAUAUACGGCAAUACAAUUUACGGUGUUGCACAAGAUCAAAACAUUUGCUUCUGGUUCUUCCAAGUCAGAAGAUCAUAUCAAUUUAAGUCCAUAUCUUUCUUAUGUUAGUGGAGCAUUAGCAGGUUGUGCUGCCACUAUUGGAUCGUAUCCAUUUGAUCUGCUAAGAACCGUUUUAGCUUCACAGGGUGAGCCAAAGGUGUAUCCAAACAUGAGGUCGGCAUUUGUUGGGAUAGUUGAAACCCGCGGCAUCCGAGGGCUGUAUGCUGGAUUGGUACCUACAUUGGUUGAGAUAGUUCCUUAUGCCGGGUUGCAGUUUGGAACCUAUGAUACAUUUAAACGCUGGGCAAUGGCUUGGAACCGGUAUAGAUCUACUGAUGCCAGCCAAGCAGAUGAUGCACUUUCAAGCUUCCAGCUUUUCCUUUGCGGAUUAGCUGCUGGAACAUGUGCUAAAGCUGUUUGUCAUCCACUCGAUGUAGUUAAGAAGAGGUUUCAGAUUGAAGGACUACCAAGAGAUCCAAGGUAUGGAGCUCGGGUCGAGCAUCGGGCAUACAGAAAUAUGCAUGAUGCCCUGCGUCGAAUUUUACAGAGAGAGGGUUGGGCUGGACUUUAUAAGGGCAUCAUUCCAUCAAUUGUCAAAGCUGCACCUGCUGGUGCCGUAACAUUUGUUGCUUAUGAAUUUACAUCGGAUUGGUUAGAAUCAAUUUUGAGUUGAAUAUCCCUGUUUUUGCUUUUCCGGUCUCUUUUGCUUUCUUCCACAUUUCAGUUUUGGUCGUUCUUUUGUAAUUUGUAUUUGAAAGGCCCCCCCAUGAAGAGGAGGGGGGAGUUGUGUGCUUUAUGAGUUAAGGGAUUAUUCAGAGGCAUAGUUGUUACCAGCAGAGAAAAUUCAGUAA
Olea europaea var. sylvestris is the source of this 1366-nucleotide messenger RNA. Its product is annotated as mitochondrial thiamine diphosphate carrier 2-like. Gene Ontology annotation, molecular function: thiamine transmembrane transporter activity. Lineage: Eukaryota; Viridiplantae; Streptophyta; Magnoliopsida; Lamiales; Oleaceae. The coding region runs from base 199 to 1188 and encodes 329 amino acids. Gene Ontology annotation, biological process: thiamine pyrophosphate transmembrane transport. The record is from RefSeq and is a predicted model, not a curated record. The transcript is spliced from 8 exons. Gene Ontology annotation, cellular component: mitochondrial inner membrane.